AAGAUUUUCUCAAGGAAAGAAAAAAAUGGAAGAAAGACAGGAGCGAUUGUAUAAGCAGUUCAGUGAGCUUGAGAAGGAAUGGGCGGCCAUGAAGACAGGCAAAGGCUCAUCUGCAGUUUCGUGCAGCAGUACCAUUGAAGAAGCCUUGGAGUUUGUGGAAAACUCUCCGAGAAAGCUGAUGCUCUCUCUCCAACACGACCAGGCUUGUCCAGAGGCAGAGGUGAGAUCACCCUGUAGGAGAAAACUCUUUCACGACUCUGAUGAUAAUGAUGACGAGACAAACAUGACACCGUUGUCUCAUUCGACUUGUUGGUCUUCUAAUGUUAUGAGAGCGGGAGAUACUAAUAACAAGAAGGAGAAGAAGAAGAAUAAAAGAGGAAUGAUCGUCUGUGUUAUUAGUAUGGUUGUUUUUUUGUUAAUGUUCAUCUUUUUGGCUGUAGUGAUGAUGGAUGGUUUUGAUCAUAGGCAGAUUAAUACUUUGGUUCCUACUUGAUAUUUUUUUGUUCGUUUUGUUUGAGAUGCUCAUCAAACUCAAUAAAGUAAAAGGUUAUUCUCUUCA
Messenger RNA from Raphanus sativus (radish), 559 nucleotides. Its product is annotated as protein SINE4. The record is from RefSeq and is a predicted model, not a curated record. The transcript has a single exon. Bases 26 to 493 code for a protein of 155 amino acids. NCBI's taxonomy places the organism in Eukaryota, Viridiplantae, Streptophyta, Magnoliopsida, Brassicales, Brassicaceae.